AUGAUUCCUGGAGUGGAUGGCAAGCUCCGCUUCGGCUUCCCUCAACGAACCACGACCUUCUGCGUGUGUUCGGUCCGGACUUCACCAACGUGGGUCAUCAACCCAUGUGGCAUCAAUCUAUACCUUGUACCGAGUACAUGGUGCCAAGUGACUGUGGAAUUCAUUCCAAGGCCAACUUCUGACACAGGGACCAUCGGUCCCUACCACAUCGGCAUCGCCGGUAGUGAUGCAAGCACUGCGUUCACAUCUAACAACGCUGCGCGUGCGGAGAUGUCGGAUUCGAUUAGCAGGCUAAUCGGACGUGAGGAUGGCACUCAAGUUCUUAAGUGGCAGUACUGCCCCGAAGACACGCUUGGGGCUCCUGUUGAUGAUGAUGUUGCUAGUGCUGUUGUCAGCGCUAACCCUACACAGACGUACUUCGCACAUGUGUGGUGGGCUGACCAGACUGCUCCGACUACGUCGAACAUGGACAUCCGAAUCGCAGUUAAGUACAACGUGGAGUACUACCAGUUGAAGCAAUAG
This is a messenger RNA of Phytophthora nicotianae INRA-310, 522 nucleotides long. RefSeq lists its product as hypothetical. The coding region runs from base 1 to 522 and encodes 173 amino acids. The transcript has 2 exons. Lineage: Eukaryota; Oomycota; Peronosporomycetes; Peronosporales; Peronosporaceae. The record is from RefSeq and is a predicted model, not a curated record.